Messenger RNA from Equus quagga, 678 nucleotides. Its product is annotated as KH domain-containing protein 3-like. The record is from RefSeq and is a predicted model, not a curated record. NCBI's taxonomy places the organism in Eukaryota, Metazoa, Chordata, Mammalia, Perissodactyla, Equidae. Gene Ontology annotation, molecular function: RNA binding. Gene Ontology annotation, cellular component: protein-containing complex; apical cortex. The transcript is spliced from 4 exons. Bases 1 to 678 code for a protein of 225 amino acids.
AUGGCUACUCCCAAGCGGUUUACCACGCUCCUGCAGCUGGAGCAGCAAGAAGGGACUCUAUUUGAGGUGCUCGGUAACCCCACCAAGCGGCCCUACUGGUUCCACUCCGUGUACCUGAAGAGUCCAAAAGCAGUUCAUCUUGAGGCAUGGCUGGUGGAAGCAAUCUUUGGCCCAGGCGGAGAGCACAUUCCGCACGUCGAGUGUGUGUCGCAAACCCUGCUUCACGUUAAUCAGUGGGGCCGCGAAGGCGAGGCUGAGAUCUUGAUAUUUGGUCGGCCUGAUUACCAGAAGGAUGUAUGCAAGAUGAUCAUGAGCUUGGCUGACUAUCACCGCCAACUCCAGGCACAAAGCUCAGAGAAGGCCCCUGCCCAGGAAGCGGGAAAGCAGAGCUCCCGCGAGGCCUUCCGGGAGGCGGCAACGCAGGGCUCCCGGGACACCACCCAGGGCCAGGUGAGAGGGCGCGCGGCCCGUGGAGUCGCCCUGGCGGGGAGAGCUCGCCCAGCCUGCGGGGUCUCUCCUCAAGGCGGCGCGGCGCGCGAGCGCGUGGUUCCCAGCCGGCCUCGCGGCUGGGCGUGCGGCGGCGGCGCUGUGAGCAGCAAGCCAGCGCGAGGAGGGGGAGAGUGGGAGGAAGAGCCCCCUCAAGGCUCGCCAGGGUCACUGACCUUCACUGAGGUUUGA